UAACAAGAAAUAAUCAUUCCUUUAAUGAAGUUUGCAUUUGUCUGGACGUUUUUCUUGAGAAAUGAUAUUGUGUGUUGAGGUGUGAAGAAAUUAAAGAUGAUCUAUAAGGAGUGGGUUCUAGUUUUUCUGGUUGUUGUGUUCUUAAAGCCUUCUUCUAGUAUUUAUGAACCAUAUGUAACUUUACCAAAAAAGCCUCAUCUUACUCCUGGUAUUAAAACGAGUGGUUGGAGGAACUCCCGAAUAGAAAACGUCCAGAUUCAUCAUAAUUAUAGCCAUGUGAAUUAUCAGAACCCCAAAUCAGGCAACGCUCUCACUGCCGCCCAGAUCUAUGAGAGCACCACGAGGAGGACAUAUCCCGUGUUCCAAAUACAUACAGAAGAACCCUCUACAAAUCAAAAUGUUAACCAAUAUCAGCAAAAUGUGAAGCCCCAAAAGGUUAUAAUUCGUGUAAAAAAACAGUUACAGAUGUAUGACAAAUGCCCACCAGGUGAAACUGGGCUGUUGGUUUAUUCUUUCUCCUGUCACCAGUUCCUGAACUGUUGGAAAGGAAGGACAUUCGUACAGAACUGCGCUCCUGGUACGCUCUUUAAUCCAGAUACUUUGAGCUGUGAUUUCCCGGAAAAAGUACGUUGCAUUAGUGGACCAAGACGUACAAUAUUCGAAAUUCCGCCAUCUUUCUCGCAUACUGUAAACACACGACAUCUCCAACCAAACUGCCCAGAAGACUUCUCGGGAAGAAUACCUAACUACGCAAACUGUUCAAAGUUUGUAGUUUGCAUACAGGGCAAGCCUAUGCAUCAAAUAUGCCCAACAGGUACCUUAUUCGAUAUAAACAGGAACGUUUGUGAUUUUCCAAAAAUAGCUAAUUGCUUCAAUGGCGAAAAUAAAGAUUUGCAGAGAAAAAAUGUUGAUUAUUUCAUUGUUAGCUCGACAAAUCGAAGUGGUGUACAGUAUCAACAAACAAGGCCCUACUACUACCAGACACAAUAUGGUAAUAAUAAAUUCGAUACUAAAUGCAGAGGAGAAGAAGAAUGUCGUGGAUCGCAUGGGGGACAAAAUUCUGAGGAGGGAAAUUUUGGAAUUUUUCAGCCUUCCCACAGCAAUUGUAAUCCAAAUGAUCCUACUUGUCACCUUUCUGGAGUUUCCAAUUCUAAAAAACAAGGUAAAAGUCCCCUAUUUAUUGAAACUGUAAAUCAAUCACCUUCUGUUGGGCAAAUUGAUAGGGAUAAUGUAUUUCCGAAUUGCUACCCUCCAAAUUGUGUCCCGAAUGGGAGGAUAGAUUUACCCACCAAUCAGCUAACUGAGAACUCAGGAUCAAAUAAUUUCAAGCAGAACUUGGGUCUUUAUACAGAUUCUUCACAUAUAAAAGUUGGAUGCAAUAUUUUAACCCUGGAAUGUACAGACCCUUUGAAUACAUUUCCCCAACAAGGUCCGAAAAACUUCAAUUCAAAUAAUUUAAGGGAAGGAAACAGAGACGUACGCAUUAUUUCCAACUGGCAGCAGAGUAAUUCCCUCCAAUCAUCAAACGGUGGUCGACUGAAUACACCAGAAUACAAAAGAGACAACCUAGGAGUUCAUAAUGCAAAUCAACAAACUCCUGAUGUACAUUGUCUGCCAGGAAGUACAGGUCUUCAAGCACAUCCCUAUAAUUGCUCAUUGUUUUUAAAUUGUGCUAAUGGUCAAACUUUCAUAAUGAAAUGUGGCCCAGGAACUCUAUUCAAUAAAAAUAUUAUGACUUGUGAUUUUGACUAUAAUGUACAAUGUGACCAUAAGGGUGGAAUGGAACCUGAAGGUAACUACAUUCGCCCCUACACUACACCAAGACCUUCUAAAAAAACUACAUUCGCCACUACAACUGAAAGAAGAUUGACAACUAGUUAUACUUAUUUAACCACCAAUGAAUAUUACAUUGGAGGUGGACAUUACAUUACAAGACCACCUAAAUCUCAAAGCUUUAAUAAGGUGUCGGAUUAUGAAGAUAUAGGGCCAAGUAGCCACGGUUUUGGUACAAAAAAACCAUUCAACUCCAAUCCAAAUAUCGAUCAAAAUAUAAUUAAUGAUAAUAAAAGAGAAAUACCAAAGCAACCUACCAAAAUCUGGCCACCACCCUAUCCAGCAACUGACACACAUGCUGAUUACGUUUUUGAUUAUAUGGAUGUGGAUAUGGAACCAACAGUUGGGGCCGAAAAUGCUGUUAAGUAUACUGGAAACGCUUGUAAAAAGGAUUCCUUCCCUUGUAAUCCUAUCAAAUGCAUUACGAAGGAUUUGGUGUGUAAUGGAUUUCAGGAUUGUCCUGAUGGUAGAGAUGAAGUUGGAUGCAUCAGUUACUUCGAUAAAUUCGAAGUCAAGAAGGACACGCGUUUGGCAGUGCCAGAGAAAGAAAGAUGGGAUAAUAUUACCGCUGCAUCAUGUGCUUACUUAUGUUUGGAAUCAAAGAAGUUUGAUUGCAAAUCUUUCAACUAUAGGAAAAUCGAUAACUGCUGUCUCCUCUCAGACAAAAAUGAAGGUUUGACUGGCCGUCUUAUGGCUUAUCCACCAAAUGAUUACUAUGAACUGAAAAGUUCCAAAAUUGAUUGCAGUAACAUGUUCAGAUGUAACAACGGUAAAUGUAUACGGAAGAACCAGAUUUGUGAUGGUCAAGAUGACUGCAGUGAUAGAAAGGAUGAGAUACAUUGUCCUGCUGAUAAAAUUGGUUAUAGCAUAAGGUUGAACGGUGGUAAGAAUCCUUGGGAAGGAAGAAUUGAAAUAUCUGCGUUUGGCCAAAAGGGUUACGUCUGCGACGACAAGUUCGAUAUAAAAAAUGCUAACGUUGUUUGCAAAGAAAUUGGAUACCAUUUAGGUGCAGCAGAGGUCAAAGGAAAUUCUGUUUUCGCCAAAGAUGUUCCUCAAGAAAAAGUUUUCUACAUGAUGGACGAUGUUAUGUGUUUGGGAAACGAGACUUCUUUAAGAGAUUGUGAUUUUAAUGGAUGGGGUUCUCAUGAUUGCACAAACACAGAGGUUGUUGGCGUUGUUUGCAACGGAAUGCAAGACAAGUGUCCGGAUUCAUUUUGGAAAUGUAAGAAUAGCAACGAGUGCGUUCCAAUGGCUUUUGUCUGCGACGGGCCCGAAGAUUGCUCCGACGGUUCCGAAGAAUCUGAUGAAUUAUGCUUAGCUCCUGUUGAAGUUAGAUUGGUAAAUGGCAGCAAUCGCGCAGAAGGUAGGCUUGAAGUGAAAUACCACGACGUUUGGGGUACUGUUUGUGAUGAUGAUUUCAAUGACGAUGCGGCCAAGGUAGUCUGUAAGAAUUUAGGUUACAAGGGAACAGUGACUGUCAAGAAGGAAGCCUAUUUUGGGGAAGGCAAAGGACCAAUAUGGUUGGAUCAAGUGACCUGUUUUGGUAACGAGUCCAAAUUGGAGAAGUGCAGUCAUUGGAAGUGGGGAGAAAAUAACUGCGAACACAAUGAAGACGUUGGUGUUAUAUGCAUUAAUUCUGACACAUCCGAAAUGGAGAGGCACGUGAAGAGUCCUCAGGAAAUUAACGCUUCUACCGUUACUAUGAACCCAUCGUAUCCUAUAUACCCGUCCACGUGUGGUUUGAGAAAAAAUAGUAUCUUCAGCGCAGAUAGCAAUGUCCACUUCAGGGUUGUUAAAGGAUCAAAAGCAAAAGUUGGGAAUUUCCCGUGGCAGGCAGCCUUAAGAGUAAAAGGUAAUCUUCGAGUGGCACAUUGGUGCGGCGCCGUCAUUAUAUCACCAACAUUCGUCCUGACAGCAGCUCAUUGCCUCGUCGGCUAUACCAAAGGGGCUUACAUCGUGAUAGCUGGUGAUUAUAAUAUCCAAGAAGAUGAAGGGACUGAACAACAUGCCUACAUCGAAGAUUUCUACAUCCAUGAGGACUUCAGGAAGGGCCACAAGAUGAACAACGAUAUCGCUUUAGUGAAACUGAAAGGCCAUGGUUUCAUCCUUAAUCAGGAUGUCCAAGCCAUAUGCCUUCCUGAAGAAGACACCGAUUACAAUGUCAAUUUGAACUGCACUAUUUCCGGAUUUGGGUCCAUUGAAAGUGGGGAAUCGGCAUUCUCGAACGAGCUCAGAGCAGGUGAAGUCCCUCUUUUACCCGACAGUGUCUGUAAAAUGCCUCACGUGUAUGGAAAUUCACUGACAGAUGGUAUGUUUUGUGCUGGCCAUCUCAAUGGAGGUACAGAUGCUUGCGAUGGAGAUAGUGGUGGUCCUCUGGCAUGUUUGGAUCAUGGUCUAUUUACACUCUACGGAAUAACAUCUUGGGGCCAUAGAUGUGGUUUUGCCAACAAACCUGGAGUUUAUGUCAAAGUGGCACACUACAGAAAGUGGAUUGAUGAUACAAUAAAAAAAAAUUUGUAAUUGUUUUAGAUUAAUUCCAAUGUAGAAUUGUUUAUUGUAUAUUGAAACUAUAUCUCUAUUUAUAUAUGGACUAAAAAAUAACUCCUU
Harmonia axyridis is the source of this 4440-nucleotide messenger RNA. RefSeq lists its product as uncharacterized. Bases 97 to 4353 code for a protein of 1418 amino acids. Gene Ontology annotation, biological process: proteolysis. Gene Ontology annotation, molecular function: protein binding; serine-type endopeptidase activity; chitin binding. Gene Ontology annotation, cellular component: extracellular region; membrane. NCBI's taxonomy places the organism in Eukaryota, Metazoa, Arthropoda, Insecta, Coleoptera, Coccinellidae. The transcript is spliced from 12 exons. The record is from RefSeq and is a predicted model, not a curated record.